AUGGCUAAAAAUAUUUAUAAAUUUGUAAAAAAAUUUCCUGAACUGAAAAAAAUUAUGGAAAAUGGAAGCCUCCCUAGUGAUAGUGUGGAGACUGGUAACUGUAGUUCAUUUAAGAAUGAAGAAUUUUCAACUUUAGGUUCAUACGUAGAAGAAAUAUGCAAAAAAGUGGAAAAUUAUCAACAAAAUGUAGCAGUAAACAGUACUUUUAGAAAUACAGAAUUCCCUUGCAUAUAUUUGUAUUAUUGGCUAUAUUUUUAUAAUCGUGAUACUAAAAAAUGUGUGAGUGAAUUUAUAAGUCUUUAUCAAAAUUUGAUCAAUUUCCUGGAUUUAAAUUAUUGCAACGAUUACUUCAAAAAUGUUUACACUACUAUUACAGAUGAUGAAAUGUCAAAGCUCAAAGUUCUGGAUGACAUGUACACUAAUCUUAAAAAUAUAGAGAAUAAUAGUAAUCCUCCUUGUAAAAAUAAAUGCAGUUGUGCUAAUGAAUGCGCUGAACUAUAUAUGAAAUACAAAGGUUCAUGUGAAUCCAAUAAUUACUCCGAUUUUUGUAAUGAGUUAAAAAAUGUUAGGCAUAAAUAUAAUGCACUAAAUACAAUUAAAAAUUGCGACGAAUUAACAUAUAAAAUAUUACCUUUGCUUCAAAAAAAUAAUAUAAGAAUUCCUAUUGUAAUUACAAUUCUUUUUGUCCCAUAUAAUUUAUGCUUUCAAAGAACAUUAAGAAGAAAACAAAAUAAGUGGAAUAAUAAAGAUGAAGAUUAUAAUAUAUUCCAAUCGUACAAAAAUGUGAAAAGUGGUACUAUGAAGAGUAGACACCAUAUUUUAUAUCAUAAAGUCUAA
Molecule: messenger RNA, 837 nt
Organism: Plasmodium gonderi
Lineage: Eukaryota; Apicomplexa; Aconoidasida; Haemosporida; Plasmodiidae
Product: variable surface protein
Exons: 3
Coding region: 1-837 (278 amino acids)
Source: RefSeq, a predicted model, not a curated record